Molecule: messenger RNA, 1245 nt
Organism: Musa acuminata subsp. malaccensis (wild Malaysian banana)
Lineage: Eukaryota; Viridiplantae; Streptophyta; Magnoliopsida; Zingiberales; Musaceae
Product: 1,4-dihydroxy-2-naphthoyl-CoA synthase, peroxisomal
Biological process (GO): menaquinone biosynthetic process
Cellular component (GO): cytosol
Molecular function (GO): 1,4-dihydroxy-2-naphthoyl-CoA synthase activity
Source: RefSeq, a predicted model, not a curated record
CUUAUCCCUCUUUCUGGUCGUCGUCUUAUUCGAAAUCUUCCGUCGACGACUCCAUAGUACGCCGUGGGUUCCCGAGCUCUUCGCGAGAUCCCUCAAUGGCGGAUGUCUCGGGUAAGGAUCUCAGAACCGCAGGGAGAAGAAUAGCGAGAAUCGCCCACCAUCUAUUGCCUCUUGCUACUCCUCCUCCUCGCCCGCUUCCGAUCCAGCGAUCGGUUGCUUCCGCUAACGACAGCUACCGUCGCGUACACGGCGAGGUAUCGACGCGAGAGGCGACGUGGAUACCUGCGUGCGAUGAAUCCGGAAAGGAGUACACUGACAUUAUCUAUGAGAAAGCCGUGGGAGAAGGAAUUGCGAAGAUCACAAUCAAUCGCCCAGAUAGAAGGAAUGCUUUUCGACCAAAUACUAUUAAAGAGCUUAUUCGAGCAUUUAAUGAUGCCAGGGAUGACAGCACUGUUGGGGUAAUCAUCCUGACGGGUAAGGGAAACAAAGCAUUUUGUAGUGGUGGUGACCAGGCAUUGAGAAGCUCAGAUGGAUAUGCUGAUUUUGAAAGUUUUGGUCGUUUAAAUGUAUUGGAUCUCCAGGUGCAGAUACGCCGUCUUCCUAAGCCAGUUAUAGCAAUGGUAGCAGGUUAUGCUGUUGGUGGGGGACAUAUACUACACAUGGUUUGUGAUUUAACUAUUGCUGCUGAUAAUGCAGUUUUUGGUCAGACUGGUCCAAAGGUGGGAAGUUUUGAUGCUGGUUAUGGAUCCUCCAUCAUGUCCCGCUUGAUUGGGCCAAAAAAGGCACGUGAGAUGUGGUUUCUAUGCAGAUUCUAUGAUGCUUAUGAAGCUGAGAAAAUGGGACUUGUGAACAUCGUUGUGCCACUUGAGAGAUUAGAACUGGAGACUCUGAAAUGGUGCCGUGAGAUCUUACGAAACAGCCCAACGGCAAUUCGGGUUUUGAAGUCUGCCCUUAAUGCUGUAGAUGAUGGGCAUGCUGGUCUCCAGGAGCUAGGUGGCAAUGCUACUCUCGUUUUCUAUGGAACAGAAGAGGCUAGUGAAGGAAAGAUAGCUUACUUGAACCACCGACGCCCAGAUUUCUCAAAAUUUCCACGAAGACCUUAAUGCCAAUAUUGCAUGACUUCUUUUCUGAUAAUAUAUACAGAUGUGGAUGUUUGAAUUUUCUAAUUUUGAUCCUGUAGAGCAACUUAAUAGCACAUUCUGUGGAAUACAUGAGCCUUGAUAAUAUUACAUGCUUUCAUCCGAA